Molecule: messenger RNA, 952 nt
Organism: Coffea arabica (coffee)
Lineage: Eukaryota; Viridiplantae; Streptophyta; Magnoliopsida; Gentianales; Rubiaceae
Product: enoyl-CoA delta isomerase 3-like
Source: RefSeq, a predicted model, not a curated record
UUAUCUUCUAAAGAACCGAAUUGGCCUAUCUUCCUCGUUGCUCCCUACCAAAACCACCUUUACCACCAAGUCCGUGACCAGUCUAACAUGAAGACAAACUUAAUAAGGCAGUGCACCAAGUUCAGGCUAGAACAAUUCCGCCACUCCUUCGUGCUCACUCUGCUCGAAACCCACAAUGAAGAUCAGCAUCUUUUGAACCCAACAGUCAUUGAUUCAUUCCGAGGCUAUCUUGAAGAUGUGAAUGUCAACUCCAAGGCCACCCCGGGCUCUGUCCUCAUUACCACCGCUCAGGGUGACUUAUUCUGCGGAGGAUUCGACUUCGGGUAUGCCCCGUCCCAUGCGGGAGGCUCAGAGGAUAAAGCAUACAAAGAAAUGAAUGAUGGCUUCAAGGAUGUGGUCAAAGACUUGAUUUCCCUACCAAUGCCCACCAUAGCAGCAAUUAAUGGCUAUGCAACGGAGGCAGGGCUGAUGCUUGCUCUCAGCCACGACCAUCUCACAAUGAAGCAAGUCGUUGAGCCGCAUCUGCGAGCCGAGCUUUUGUCCAGGAAAAGGAGCUACCCGGGCUACUUCGCUGCCCUGAUCAGGUCAAAAGUAGGCUGCCCUUUGGCUCGUCGUAAUUUGCUGUUGAGGGACGUGCAGAUUGAUGCACAAGAAGCAGCAAAGAUCGGACUUCUAGAUUGGAACCGUGAGGUUGCAAGUGAGGCUGCAAGUGAGGAGGGUGCCCUGGAAGUUGCAAAGACACAGGCAGACGAACUAGCGAAAAAGAAAUGGAAUGGCGAGCUUUAUGCUGAGAUGAGACAACUUUUGUAUCCCGAGCUGUGCAAGGAAUUGGAAUUGACUUCUAGCCAUAGUUGUUAAACUUCCCGAUUCUUCUGUUACGGUCUUAAGAUUGUAAUAAUAAUACUGUAAUAGCUAGUACCAUAAUAACACUUACCGGUUUGGGAUCGCAUGU